UCAACAAAAUACAGACUCUUCCUUUUCUCCUACUCUCAGCCGUUUCUAGGUUUCAAGUUUGUUUAAAACCUUUCUCUCAUACACUGCUUCUCCUUGCUCCAACGAUUGCCCUCUAGAUCGAUUUCCAGCACCUCCUCCGUCUGGAACACCCUCAUCAUCGGCUUCAUCUGCGACUAGGAGCCCCUCGACGCCCUCCUUCUCUACGCCCACGUGAGAGCCGCCACUUCCCCCCACCCACUUCGAUUCCUACAGAGAACCCCCAACAUAUGCCUCGCGGAUUUGAUUCUUUUGUGGUCGAUGGGUUUCUUUGGAGCUCCUUCAAGCCACGUUUGCAAUUGAGAUAUUAUGACCCCUUGAUUUCUGACGUUUUCACUCGAUCAGAAGCAUCUUACUGUGAACUGAAGCAAUUAACAGUAGUCGCUCACUCUUCAGGCGGUGAUGAGUGGUGAACUUUGGAAGCGUUAUCUUCUUCGACAUUGAGUUGCAGCAACGGUUGCAACGCAGCCCCGUCCCCUCUCUGCUGAUAUGAAAUCGGUGUCUGCAGAAUUUAAUCGCUCAUGGAUUUGCCUUUGGCCAUAGAGGAAGAAGGAUCAACUUGAAGUGAAUGUUGAAGCUUUCAUCAAUGAAACAUCAUUCUUGGCUAGCAAUGGUCAGCAUGAAGUACUGAGUUUAAAGUGCAAGGUGCUUCAUUCUUCUGUUUGUGCUUCUCUGGGAAUUUUCAGAAAUCUCCAACUAAAUAUCAACCGCAGGGUGACGCUGUUACAGAAACAUGCACAACACAUUGAAAGAAUGAAAGAAAAGUGGUUUCGGAGGUCUCUGUUUCUUCUUCCAGACGCUCUUCAGCUACUCUUAACUUCUCCAACUCAUUCACUACAAGGUACUAACUUCCACUAACUUCUGUAUUAUCACUUGCAUUAUGUAAACUUUGAAUAAACCGUACUACCAUUGAGAUACAUGAUUGUUUUCUAUUUUAUUUUUAUCCCAAUAUAUUUUUAAUAGAUUUGUUUCCUUAACUUUCUAGGUCUUCCAGUGUAUCUUUCUAAAUUCCUUCCGCUAAAUUGUGGAAUUAUGAAGCUCAUAUUGUGUUUCUUUGUUUUGUUUUGACUAGCGGAUGUGUAACACCAUUAAAUUAUUAGAAAAAUUGAAACUGAUUGGGGUUGUGCACAAGCAGUAAUAUGGAGAUUAAUUGAUUAAAUUAUAACACAAGGGGUUAGCAAAAUGAUGGAAUCUCAAAGGAAUUUCAGUGAAGCUUACAAUUGAAUAUUAAAGGUACAUAAAUUAAUAAUUUAAAUAUUUAUUACUAUCCACUAUUAAAUCUAUUAAAAAGAUUGAAGCUGAAGGGGUUGUGCACAGGUAAUAAUGUGGAAAUGAUUUGAUUAAAUUAAAACACAAGGGGUUAGCAAAGUGAUGGAAUCCCAAGGGAAUUUUAGUGGAACUUACAAUUGAAUAUUAAAGGUACAUAAAUUAAUAUAUUUAUUAGUAUAUUAAAAAUUAAUUUAAUUCUUGCCUUUUGGUCCUUUCUUUGAUGUGAGACCCACACUCUUGAGCUCUAUAUAUAGUUACAAUAGUAUGUGCAUAGGCAUCAAAACCAGACCUAAUAUUCUGUCAUGGCUAAGUUCAAGAAUCCAUAUUCUGUCAUGUGCAACACUGUUCCUCCCUUUGCAUUUGCAGUUUUGCACCAGAUGAAUAGGAACUAUGGUAAGAUUGGUCAAGAUGUGGUGGAAUACCUACAGCUCCCAGAUGAUGGAGAAUUUCUCCUUACUAACCCAUUGGGUGUGAAUUUUAGUGGAACUUACAAUUGAAUAUUAAAGAACUAUGGUAAGAUUGGUCAAGAUGUGGUGGAAUACCUACAGCUCCCAGAUGAUGGAGAAUUUCUCCUUACUAACCCAUUGAGUGUGACCAAGGAAGUAUCCUUUACUGUGGUGGGCAAAAAGGCUUACCUAAUUAUAGGAUGGUGUGAGCUUCGAGAAUUUUAUCAUUUUUAUGGGAACUGUUGGUUCCUUUUUAAACAUGUGAACAACUUGAACUUUCGUUUUUCAAUAUUUGAUCCAACAUUUGCUGAGGUGAAAUAUCAUGGUUGGCCUGUGACUCUGAAGCAAGAGAAUGUUGAUAUUAUGAGCCAGAUGUUCCCUGCACCUAAGCAACCAGAAAUACCAAUGAUCUACAAAAAUUCAAGUGGUUCUGCUGUUGUGUUUUGGUUUAAAAAUAAAAAUCCUUCAUGUGUGGUAACUCUUUCAAAAACCCAAGCUGUUGGGAGUUAUGUGGCCUUACCAGCUAAAAUUGCUGUGUCUAUUCGUCAAUUUGGAGUUUCUCCGUUGAAGCUUCGAGGGCAUGUGGGUGAUGAUGUUACGUGCAAGUUGCUGAGCAAAAACAGGAAGGAUGUGAGGAUUGGAUCAGGCUGGAAGAAAUUUUGUACACGUAAUGGAGUUCGUGCAGGAGAUCUGUGUUGCUUUAAGUUUACAAAUAUCGCAGAGAGGAUUGUUGAAGUGUCUAUUGUUUUUGGGUAAUUUUAUGGGAGUAUAAUCGGAUGGCUUGCUGCUAUGUGAAAGUUUAAUUUUGUUUCUCAAUAAUAGUUAUGUCAAUUCCAAAUGGCAGAUCGUGCUAUUUUAGCUCCUACAAAUGAGAUUGUUGAUAGUUUGAAUGAAUAUAUGAUGUCAUUGUUGCCUGGAGAUGAGAAAACUUAUUUGAGUGCCGAUAACACAUGUUCAUCAGACAUCAAUUAUGACAGUCAAGAUGAUAUCCAUACACCGGAGUUUUUAAACACAAUAAACUCUUCAGGCUUGCCUAAUCAUCUGUUAAAGCUAAAAAAAGGAGCUCCAGUGAUGCUUUUAAGAAACAUCGACCAAUCAGCUGGAUUGUGCAAUGGUACACGUCUGAUUAUCACUGAAAUGGGCAAAUAUGUUUUGGAAGGCAAGGUUAUUUCAGGAACAAAUGCCGGAAAAAGGGUGGCUAUACCAAGGUUAACAUUAACCCCAUCAGAUAGGAGAAUUCCUUUCAAGUUUCAAAGGAGACAAUUCCCUAUAGCGCUCUCUUUUGCCAUGACAAUAAACAAAAGUCAAGGACAAUCUCUAAAGAGUGUGGGGUUAUCUUUGCCAAAACCGGUGUUUUCACAUGGCCAGUUAUAUGUAGCCUUCUCUAGAGUCACCCAUCGUAAAGGAUUAAAAAUCCUCAUUUGCGAUGGUGACGACAGUAAUUCAAAUAGUACUUCUAAUGUAGUUUACAAAGAAGUGUUUCGCAAUGUAGUGUGAAGAGGAUGUUUUUCACAAAAAUAUUACUUUAAUUGUGUGUUUAACUUUUUCUAGAUAAUCAUGUGUAUUCAAACUCUACUAUAUAUUUUUAC
Lotus japonicus is the source of this 3340-nucleotide messenger RNA. RefSeq lists its product as uncharacterized. The transcript has 9 exons. Lineage: Eukaryota; Viridiplantae; Streptophyta; Magnoliopsida; Fabales; Fabaceae. The record is from RefSeq and is a predicted model, not a curated record. Bases 2589 to 3248 code for a protein of 219 amino acids. Gene Ontology annotation, molecular function: DNA binding.